Messenger RNA from Esox lucius (northern pike), 2471 nucleotides. It is a transcript of the gene ifnlr1, whose product is annotated as interferon lambda receptor 1. The transcript is spliced from 7 exons. The coding region runs from base 425 to 1978 and encodes 517 amino acids. Gene Ontology annotation, molecular function: protein binding. Lineage: Eukaryota; Metazoa; Chordata; Actinopteri; Esociformes; Esocidae. The record is from RefSeq and is a predicted model, not a curated record.
CAUGAUACAUUUUCUGGCAUAACCUGAAAAACAAGAACAAGAGAGAGAGAGAGAGAGACAAGCAAGGCACUGUAGGAGGAGGUUUCAGUAUAUGAUGAUAAAACCAGGAACAAAAGUUGAUAAGACGGAACCAAAGUUCACCUUGAGCACACCUGGAGAUGGGCACUCCUUUCCCUGACAGGGAUAGACAAGGUUCAGGGUUUCACAUAUGCUACAAAGCCAGAGUCCUCUCACCAACACAUGGAUGACAAGGAUUUGUUCUCGACUCGUGUUUUGAUGGAUUCAAGAUCAUUUCCCCCACUUUAUGACUGGAAUCAAGUUGGCUAAAUAUCAAGUAUUUGAUGAUCAUUUACAUAUACAGAACAGAGGAUUAAGAAUUUGGGAACGUGGAUGUUAAUUUUACUCUUCUUACUCAUAAAGCCUGAUGGAUCUGUGGCCUAGGAAGUUCAUUUUUCUGCUGUUGUUUUACUGUGGAUGUUCAGCCAUUGAUGAAGGGAAGCCAUACUUUAUCUCCAGGAAUUUCAACACGGUGCUCCACUGGAGAAAAGCAGACAGUCUUGGUGAAGAGGUCCUAUACAGUGUCCAGUACGCCAGAUAUGGUGAGGAAUACAAGCCGAAGCUUGGGUGCCAGAAAAUUACGGCUCUUUUGUGCGACCUCACUGCAGAGACUCCAUACAUCUAUUCCCACUCAUACCGCGCUCGGGUUUAUGCCAACGGUCACUUGUUGGGCCAAACAGUCAAUUUUAAUCCUCUCAGAGAAACUGUCCUUGGGCCACCAAUUGUGAGCGUGAUACCCACAAAAUCAUCCAUAAAAGUAACUGUCAUGCUACCACUGGGGCCAAACAAUAGGACUUCUAUUGAAGAGAUUUUCAACAGCACCAGCUUUUCCUACCACAUCCCUCCAACUAUUUAUACCUUAACCAUCACACACCCCAGCUGGGCGUCACAGGUACGUGAAACCAGAAAUGGAGAGUUUGUCAUUAACAAUCUGAGAAACAAUAACACUGAAUACUGUGGCUACGUGCACUACAAGCCAACCAAAGAACCGUACCGUCCUGCCAGUGAGAACCAGGCGUUCUGUGUGACGUUACCAGGUGAUAGAUGGCUGCUGAUUCCGUGGUUCCUCCUCUUUGUGUGUUUGCUACUUUGUUUCCUCCUUCCUGCACUGGUGGUGUUUUAUCAAUAUGUGAGGAAAACGAGCGACAUCCCAGAAACACUGAAACUAAGAAAAACCACCUCACCUCCAUCAUGGCACAUUCCAGAAGCCAUCAUCAUCUCCAUUGCUAAGCCAGACCCCAUGGCGUCCUCCUGCGAUGUUCAGAAGACUGAUGACAAUAAAGGAUCCAGACCAUACUUUCAACAGAAAGUCCAGCCCUGGCAUAGUAACAGCUACAAGGGCCAGCAGGGUCCACCCCCAGACUACUACAACGACAGCACUGAGUCAUCAGCCAAUUACAGCAUGGUCGUAGUGGAAGUCAACAACAACAAAGCGAAGGUGGAGAGGGAAUGUCAUCAGGAGAGAGAGGUCAACCCACCAUGGUCAGCUGACCCCAACAUCCGAAGUGACUGCAUGUCAAGCUGGGGUGAAAGAGGCCCAGACGGAUUUUCGUGUGGAGCGCUGCCAGAACCGGACGGGUGCCUACAAAAUAGUGACGUGGUGCCCAUUGUCCUCCCCACUUGUAGGCGUACGGACGGACAACUGCUGCUCUCCACUCUGCUGUUUCAGCCAGAGCCAAGGACAACCAUUGCCAGCUGGGCCGAUGCUGAGGGGCAGCCCCUUUUGCUGGACCCAGGCAGGACUCAGCAUGGGGUCCCGCUACUAUCUGACAUUGUCAUGAUGGAUAAGUCAGAGUGCUUUAACUAUGAUGCAGGGAAAGAGAACGAGGUAACAAGCUUUGAAAUUUCCUCAUAUGCUCCACAACAGACUUGGUUGAAUCAGCAGCAGAAUGGGGACAAAGAAGAAGGAAAGAGGCUGUGAAAUCUUUCUUGGAGGUUGGGUGGUACAAAUUCAAGGAUGAUUGAUUUUUGUUUUCUGUUCCCCCUGUUAAUUUUAAGGACCCCAUUAAGGGCCUCUGGGCAUGUGCUUUGAUCUAUUUGUGUCCCCAAAGUACAUCAGAGACAAGUUCAAUCCCAGCAAGCCUUCACAAAGUGAAGGGAAAAGUUGGAAGGAGUGUAGAGGGCUUUGGUGGAGCAGCAGUGUGGGGCUUUCACAGCCCCCUCUAUAUCUGCCAGGAAGGCUUGUGAUCCAGAAACAAGAGAUUCUACUCCAGCAUCCAUCACACAAGACCACUUCAUCCGACAAAAAAAAGGCUAAUGUUUCAGAUUAUAUCUAAAUUUGGAAAAAAAUCUAGUGCUGUAAAAUGUUAAAUCCAGUAUAUUGGACAAAACGCUGAACAUUUUAUUUUGCUAAAUAUAUUCUGACACUGUGACAGAUUUAGCAACAUUUCCAGCAAUAAUACCAGCAAUAAAUG